AUGGAUAGGGAGGACCAAUUCUAUCGUGGCGGAACCUUGACAGUGACACAUGGAAAUGAUGACAACUACCCCCAGAUCCCAAUCAUCUAUGAUCCAUAUCCAAAAUACAAUAGUCGCCAAUGGCGCAAAGAGUUUGUAGGGAGCUUUCGCGCGUGUGACGGCCCACGAGGAAAGACUCUCAGCCGCACUAGUGCGCAAGACAUGAUUUCUGUUUAUCCAGGUAUCCAAAAAGAUUUCCCUCCAGCCUUGUUGGGGUCAUAUCUGGCAACGGGUGUCGACGGAUAUGUCUGUACCGAUCGCUCUUCUCGGUUGAGUACGUACGGGUACGGGAGUAAUUCCAGCCAUGCUGCCUCUGGCUCUGGAGUCAAUUUCAACGAGACCAAUUGGGGAUCGCUUCAAUCACAAUGCUUUGAGAGGAACUUCGAAAGAUAUUCGCCAAGCGAGACCGAUUCACACUCAAUCGAGCUCACCUUGCCAGUCCGCUCUCGUUUUUUUGCACGCACACUCCCUCGCGAUCGACCAGCCUCUCCGGUGCGUAGCUUGCCGCAGUACAAAACAAGAUCAGCCGUUAUACUACGUGCGUCGCAUGGUAUGAAAUGGACCGAAGACCUUAAGCAAAAUGUCCGGUCUCUUGUCAUGGAGCUGUCGCUACACUCCGGUGCCGAAUAUGAGGUCUUUAUCUUGUGUCAUGUCAAAGACGAGACCAUCCCAAUAUACACACGCGAUGCCCAGGCUAUGGAGAAUAUGAAGGCUGGGUUUGUCCCACGCGAGUUCAUGGACAUGACCAUCCUUUUCAAUGACAAGACGUUGGAGUCAUGGUAUCCUAAGAUUGACGAACAUCGGACGUAUUAUCAGUACUGGCAACCGGUUCAGAUAUUCUCUCAAAUUUUCCAGAAUUUUGACUAUUAUUGGCAAUUGGAAAUGGAUUCCAGAUUCACCGGUCAUUCCUACCAUUUUCUCGAAAAGUCCGUGGAGUUUGCAAAAAGCCAGCCGCGGAAGUACCUUUGGGAGCGCAACGCAUACUUCUAUAUCCCAGGGACACAUGGAAUUUGGAAGAAGUUCCUCAAUAAGGUUGGGUCCGCUAUGAAGGACCGGAAUAGUGUUUGGGGACCCAAAAGCAUCCCUCAGAUAACCCCAAUAGGCCCUAAGCCUCCUGUUGUUUUCCCGGAAGAUGAUAAGUAUGAAUGGGGUGUUGGCGAAGAGGCAGAUCUCAUUACCUUUUUGCCGAUCUUUGAUCCUACUGAUACGAAGUGGCUAUUCAGAGAUAUGGUAUGGGGACUCCCAGAAGAUGUUCCACGGCGAGCAUCCCAUAUGGCCAUGGGACGCAUAUCAAAGAGCUUACUAUACGAGAUGCACGUUGUGCAAAUCCAACGAGGAAUGGGCAUUGUUUCUGAGAUGACAGCUCCCUCGCUUGCUCUCUGGCAUGGGCUCAAAGCCGUCCACGUGCCCCAUCCUCUUUAUGUCGACGGGAAAUGGACGUCGAAGGAGCUUGGACGAAUUUUGAACACAGGUGAACCGGAAAAUAUCAAUGGUGGAACUGAUAGCAUCUGGAACUUGGAUCACCGAUUGGAUCACAUACUGUAUCGGUUAUCGUACAUGCUUAAAUCACAAACUGCGGGGGAUUUCUAUCGGAGAUGGCUGGGCUACCCGAUCGACCCUGAGCAGUAUACGGAUGGCAGCCAUCACCAAGAUCACCAGGGUCGAAAUUGGUUCGAAAGCGGCGACUUGCGAGAGGACUUAUACGGACCACUCUGCUUUCCAUCUAUGUUCCUUUUGUUGAAAAAGCACAACUAA
Molecule: messenger RNA, 1794 nt
Organism: Penicillium concentricum
Lineage: Eukaryota; Fungi; Ascomycota; Eurotiomycetes; Eurotiales; Aspergillaceae
Product: DUF3405 domain-containing protein
Exons: 5
Coding region: 1-1794 (597 amino acids)
Source: RefSeq, a predicted model, not a curated record